Messenger RNA from Nematocida minor, 1587 nucleotides. Its product is annotated as kinetochore protein NDC80. Gene Ontology annotation, cellular component: Ndc80 complex. NCBI's taxonomy places the organism in Eukaryota, Fungi, Microsporidia. Bases 1 to 1587 code for a protein of 528 amino acids. Gene Ontology annotation, biological process: attachment of mitotic spindle microtubules to kinetochore. The transcript has a single exon. The record is from RefSeq and is a predicted model, not a curated record.
AUGCGACGAGCUACCAUGGCAGGCAUGCCUGCCCGUAAUUCCCUAUCCGCAGACACCAGCAGACUCACGCUCACUGAAGAUCCAAGAAGAAAAGGAAGGAACCCGAGAGACAGAGCGCACCAGGAAGAGAACAUCUCCACUAUCCUUGGCUUUCUCUCCUCCACAGAGUACGACCGCCCCUACUCCCAUGCUCUCCUAAGCAACCCUUCGCUCAAAGACUUCCAAAGCAUCUUCAGGCACAUUCAGUCGUUUCUUGGGCCCUAUCUGGAAACCACAAAAAAGUUUGAAGACGAGGUCCCUGCUUUUCUCAAGGCGAUAAAGUACCCUUUUGUCUCAGAGAUCAACAGAAGCCAGCUGAUUGCCAUCACUCCCCACACGUGGCCUGUGCUUCUUUCCAUGCUCGGAUGGCUCUCUCGGAUAGUCUCCAGCUCCUACGAGCUGAUGACCGAUCCAGGCUCUGAAAAAAUAAAAAGCGUCUUCUACGAGUACCUGUACGGAGAAUAUGCUAACUACAUGGAGGGAAAGGAAAGCACCCACCUCCAGAACGCGCUCGAGAAGGAGGUCUCCCAGAAGAACAAGGAAAAAAUAAGAACAGCAGAAGAGAAAAAAGAACACCUUGAAAAAAUAAAAAACAAAAUAAAAGCUAUCAGCACAAACGACCUCCCAAAUGUGCUGGAGAAACAAAAACAAACACAAAUUGACCUAGACAAAAUAUCUGCUCUCAGAAAGUCCCAGGAGAUAAAGAACAAGAACCACAGAAAGGCGCUCGAAGAAGCACAGAGAGUGCUGAAUGCACUGGAGGAAGAAAGAAAACAGCUGGAGACAAAAAGAGAACAGCUGGAAAACGAAAUAAAGGUGCAGCCCAUCAGACAGGAAGACAUCGAAGAAAUGACAGAGGAGAGAGACGCGCUGAUAAAAACACUUGAGGAGAUAAAAAGAUCAAAAACACUGCUCAUCAGGGAAAUAGACUCGCAAAACAACAAAAUAAAAAUAGAGGCAGAAGAGUCGGAAACGAUUCUUUCAAACAUAAAAAAAGUGCAGAUCAAUGAGAGUAUAAACAUAAAAAUAGAAAAGAUAAAGAGAAACACAGGGCUCUUAGAAUACGAAGAGUACAGGAUAGAUGGAGACAUCAGAGAAGAGGAAAAAAGAAUAAAAAGCAUCCUAGAAGAGCUCCAGAGAGAAAGAGAAGCUGUAGAAGCAGAGCUAGAAAAAGAAAAAGAGAGGAACAUGGCUCUGAAUGAGAUAAAAAACAAUCUGAUAGAAGAAAUAGAACAGAAAGAGGAAAGAGUGAAAGUGCACGCGCAGGUUUAUCUGGAGAAGAAAGAAGCCACAGAAGAAGAGUACAAAAUGACGGUAGGACGCGUAGACAAAGCAGAAACAGAGCUGCUGAAAAUAUCAGCAGAAGGAGACAACGGCCUAUUUCAAACAGAGCAGGCUCUGGAGAGAAUAAAAAUAAAAAAAGGAAGAACAAUCAGCAGAAUAAGCGUAGAAGAGGCAGAGACGCAGAAAAUAUCAGCAAUAGUAGCAGCAAACAUGAACAGUCUCAAGGAGAGAAUAGAUGAAGCAUACGGAGCACUGAGUAUAUAA